UGGGAAAUGGGGAAAGGGGCCACUGCCCGACACUCAAUUUAAUCCCUGUCCCCUUUCGGUUGCCCUGCACUUGAGGUUUUGUGGUAAGGAAAUUUGCUUGACCAGCAACGCUUUCCCCUGAAGUAGCCCGAACCCUUUUGUCUGUCAACAUCACACGUCGGUUCGUAUCCAGAGAGUUUCUACAUAGAAACAUCCUCCGACAAUCAAUAUACAACGACAAUUAGGCUUGGACGCUUUCUUGGCCUUGUACCUUUAUUCUAUCACAAUCAACUUUCUUGUUCUUGUCUAACAGCUUCCCAAUUCCAAUUCCAUCACAAUGCCUCCAGCCACCGCUGCCGAGAGCGCGUCGCCAAUUGGCAUUGCCAAUCUGCCCAACCAGCGACACAAGAUUGUUGCGAAGAGAGGUGCAGCUUUCACUAUUAUGGUUGCCGGUGAAUCUGGUUUAGGCAAGACCACCUUCAUCAACACCCUCUUCUCCACAACCAUCAAGAACUAUGCCGAUCACAAGCGACGACAUCAGAAGCAGGUUGAUAAGACCGUCGAGAUCGAGAUUACCAAGGCUGAACUGGAGGAGAAGUUCUUUAAAGUUCGCCUAACUGUCAUUGACACACCUGGCUUCGGCGACUACGUGAACAACCGAGAUUCAUGGAUGCCCAUCAUUGAGUUCCUUGAUGAUCAGCAUGAGUCUUAUAUGCUCCAGGAGCAGCAACCCCGCCGUCAGGACAAGAUCGACCUCCGUGUCCACGCUUGUCUGUACUUCAUUAGACCCACUGGCCACACCUUAAAGCCUCUGGAUAUCGAGGUCAUGAAGAGACUCUGCUCAAGAGUCAACCUGAUCCCCGUUAUUGCCAAGGCUGAUACUUUGAGCCCUGUUGACCUUGCCAAAUUCAAGGCUAAGAUCCGUGCUGUCAUCGAGGCCCAGAGCAUCAAGAUCUACCAGCCACCGAUUGAGGAGGACGAUGAGGCCGCUGCCCAGCAUGCACGCAGUCUCAUGGCCGCCAUGCCUUUCGCUGUUAUCGGCUCGGAGAAGGAUGUCAAGACGGGCGAUGGUCGUAUUGUGAAGGGCCGUCAGUACUCGUGGGGUGUUGCCGAGGUCGAAAACGAGGACCACUGCGACUUCAAGAAGCUACGUUCGAUCCUAAUCCGCACGCAUAUGCUUGACCUCAUCCACACGACCGAGGAGUUGCACUACGAAGCGUACCGAGCCCAACAGAUGGAGACCCGGAAGUUCGGCGAGGCCCGCCCCCGCAAGCUGGACAACCCCAAGUACAAGGAGGAGGAAGAAGCCCUUCGCAAGCGCUUUACCGAGCAGGUCAAGGUCGAGGAGCAGCGAUUCCGACAAUGGGAGCAGAAGCUCAUCGCCGAACGUGACCGCCUUAACAAGGAUCUCGAGCAGACCCACGCUCAGAUCAAGCAGCUCGAGAAUGAACUCGAGCAAAUGCAAGGCAGCCUUGCUCGCAGCGGCCGCCGCUAAGGAGUUUCGCUCUAUAUACCCCCAAAUUCGCCAACGAAACGAUUUGAUUCCGCUAGCGCUAGUUUAAUGCUUCCGUCCAAUAGGGAGUAUGGAGUUGUUGAGAAAGCCGGGUCCCAGCAGCAUCUCUGAUUCUACGGGAUGAUGGGUCGUUGGUGGAUGAUAUGCUUACAAGCUAAUUUACAUGUGUCGAGAGGUGAAUUGUCAAGGUCCUAACGGUUGGUGUUGUUGUGUCUGCUAAUGGCAGGGGAAGGAGGGUUAUGGACCGGCAAGCGUGUUGUGGCUUACCUGCGAUAUCAAAAUAUUCUCCCUUUUGGAGGUCGACUUGUGACCUCCGUUUCUCUCCAGAUCAGUUAGGUUUAUUUUACGAUGUAAUCGCAAAUUUCUAUGAUAC
Daldinia vernicosa is the source of this 1865-nucleotide messenger RNA. Its product is annotated as Septin-domain-containing protein. Bases 317 to 1474 code for a protein of 385 amino acids. Gene Ontology annotation, biological process: cytoskeleton-dependent cytokinesis. NCBI's taxonomy places the organism in Eukaryota, Fungi, Ascomycota, Sordariomycetes, Xylariales, Hypoxylaceae. Gene Ontology annotation, molecular function: GTP binding; GTPase activity; molecular adaptor activity. The transcript is spliced from 4 exons. Gene Ontology annotation, cellular component: cell division site; septin complex; septin ring. The record is from RefSeq and is a predicted model, not a curated record.